GUGUAUAAAAAGAUACCUCCUGUGAUGCAAAACGAAACGAGUCCAGUGAAGAUUACUUCUCCGGAAAAAUCAUAUUUUGAGUUCAUUUUCACACGAAAAGAGUUUAGAAAUAGUAAUAUUCUGGGCUCAAUGUUGGCGCCUUUUAAAACCAGUAGCUUUAAAGUGAAAAUAACACGGAAUUGAUAGUGAAAUUUGCUUUUUAAGUUAGUGAUACUCUGUGUCCAGCAAAAACUGAUUCAUUGCAUCGGACAGAGACAGAACGAAGGAGAGGUUUCCGAAGAGAAGAAUCUUUGUUGCCCUAAAGAAGUGUGAAAGAGACCGACGAGUGAGAGAGGUCAAGGGAAAACAAAGUCAUCCCAGCCCCCACGCCUCAUUCCGCUCCUUUGAUAAUUUAUAUUUUGAUGGUGUGUUGGUUACAGUGAAAGCAUAUUUGGAGGAAUUUUAGUUGAUUCCACCUUUAAUUUUGACUAAUGUGUAACAAAGUUCCGAUGUGAGAGAAACAAAAGCAAAUGUUUCCGAACAGUAAACAAAACCUUAUCGCCUGGUUAAUGAUCGAGAGGAAACAGAAGAUAAUGUGAUAAGUUUAUCAGUAUUUCGUAAGAACAACACAACAGAUAACCGUUAAGAAGCAGCGAGAGGCUAUUUUAGUAUCGAUUUUCUUAGCUAGGAAGAAACAGUAAUGUCGAAUCACGUUCAUACGCAAAGUGCUGAUGCCGCACUGAUUGCACGAAUGCAUCAGAUGAGGCUGGACGGUGAUGUCUCUGGAGCUGGACCGGCCAGGAUGACACAAUCACAGACAGCAGUGCUUCAGGGAGUGCCCAGAGGGAACCAGCAUAUGAGCCAAACUCAAAUGGAAAAUCACUAUGUUCCUGUGGCGACUAAUAUUGGACCCGGUAAUGUAAUGAUUAUGAACGAUCCUCGUAUCUAUGAAAAAUACCAGAAUCAAAUGUUAGCAGCAACUGGGCGAAAACCGGGAGAUAUCGCGCAUGGAUAUCAACGAGUAAACAACAGCCCCACCCAUUCGGUGGGAGGCUCCUCCGUUCAUUCCGGCGGUGGCGGAAGUCCUCGAGCUAGUGCCCUACAACAGCCAUCACAAUAUUACGAUCCUCGAUAUCAAGCUGUAUACGAAAAUAUAGAGUAUUAUCCACCUGUUCAACCGCAGCCUAUAGAUGCAUUGAUGUACGAGCGAAAGUUCGAAUCGAGCAAUAUUAAAGCUCAGCCUCAAGUCCCGGUUGGUUCCUCUCUUUCUAAUGUUUCUUCUAACGGUAAUGCGGGACGAUAUGCUCACACUCCUCAACCGCCCGAAUUACUAGAGCAACCACCAAUAUAUGAAAAUGUGCAGAGUGCAUCCGGGCAACAGGCCCAACCUCAAGCCAGCAAGGGUUCAGCUCAAAUUUAUUAUCAUCGCAAUGAAACGAGCAGUCCACGAAUUCCUUAUCAAUACCACUCCGGCGAGCUGCCAAUAUAUGAGUCUACUGUUGUGAACCCCAGCGCGAAAUCCAAGUAUACCCCAGCUGGACAGGGAUUUCCCACAGGAGCAUAUCAUCAUCACUCGCCAACAGACAGCAAUAUAUCGCUCAAAGUUGCUCAACAACCACAACCGGUGCAUUUACCGAACCUAAAGUAUCACGCCACAGGUAUUUCGACGACCGUUGCUUUUCCGUACGAAUACCAGAAGUCUCCUAAACAUACAACAGCUCCUACUUUGCCACCAAAAUCGACCGAUGUUCUCAAAAGCCAACAGGUGAAAAACAAAUCCCCAUCACGUGGUAGCUCUAUUUCCGGAUCAAGCUCCCUGAACAAAUCAAUUAUCGAAGACAUAAAUGGUUCUGAUUAUGUGUGCAUGACCGGUGGAAGCAAAUACCAACAACAAUCACAAUAUUCCGUUUCUCCUCAGCCGCCAUCGGCACAGACCACAAAACCAUCACUAACAUCACCACCGGCAGCAAUUGUUCCGAUACUAUUUCCCGGUGGUGACUGCAGCGCCGGAGGUAGUGGUGAUCCUAGCCAGGAACGUUUAUAUGCCACUCUUCGCGAACUAGAUCCGAAGACUAGCUCCGCCGGAAAACCUCCACCAACCAUCAUGACGACCACUUCAUCAAUGGCAAACAAGGCCCAUAAUGCACACAACUCAUUCUCCGGUCAGCAGUCAGCCCCUAGCAGCAGCUUACCGUCGGCAGUUUCGCCAACCCCAUCACAACUGAGCACCGGAAGUGGAUCUGGUAAACGUCUAACUAAGAAUUUUCUACCGUACAAUGUGACACCGCCCCGUCCGACUGGUCCAACCGAGGCGGAACGAAAAAUCGAGGAGCUCACCCGGCAGCUUGAGGAGGAGAUGGAGAAAAGCGAAGAACAGGGAGAAUACUUUGGAAUUUGUCACACUUGUAAGGAAAAGGUUACUGGAGCUGGCGCCGCUUGCCAGGCAAUGGGCAAUCUGUAUCACACCAACUGUUUCAUCUGUUGCUCGUGCGGGCGAGCUCUACGUGGCAAGGCGUUCUAUAAUGUCCAUGGACGUGUUUACUGCGAAGAGGACUACAUGUACUCUGGGUUCCAGCAAACGGCAGAAAAAUGUGCAAUCUGUGGCCAUCUCAUCAUGGAGAUGAUUCUCCAGGCGAUGGGUAAAUCAUACCAUCCCGGAUGCUUCCGGUGUUGCGUGUGCAACGAGUGCCUCGACGGGGUGCCCUUCACCGUGGAUGUGGAUAACAAAAUCUACUGCGUUAAUGAUUAUCACAACAUGUUCGCUCCCAAGUGUGCGAGCUGUGGAAAAGGAAUAACGCCGGUGGAGGGAACGGAAGAAACCGUUCGGGUGGUUGCCAUGGACAAGGACUUCCACGUGGACUGCUAUAUCUGUGAAGAGUGCGGAAUGCAGCUAACGGAUGAACCGGAUAAACGCUGCUACCCAUACGAGGGAAGGCUGAUGUGUCGCUCGUGUCACAUUCAGAAAAUAUCGCUACAGGACAUGCACGGACGAAUUGUGGAGCCGGUUUCUGCUACGUAUCAGUACAUGGGAUAAGAACUUGGAUCAUGUUCGAAGCAAUGAAACAAUUCAAACACCACUGGCUGGAAACUUAUCAAUUCUUAGGGAUAUUAUGAAUUACUUUGCGGAAGUAAAGCCAAAUCAACUAAUAUGUGGAAACAAUUACAAACUGCCACAAAAAAGGGAAUUAUAGAUCAAUAGUUUGUAACAAAAUAUUCGCAUGCGUUCUGCGCCUCAGGCAAGCUUUUUGAAAAUUGAUGUGUCUUCCAAAUUGAGAAGAGCAAAUUAUCCUCGUCAACAUUAUUAUCUGUAGUAGUUGUACUAGUAUAUUCCUAUUCCCCAACUUGCAUUGUAAUUGAUGAUCUUUCGUAUUUAUGGAAAUCGCUACAUCAUGACACAAAAGUGAACUAUACAUUCCAUUAUAAUUUUUUUUGUUCGCCAAUCGCAGGCAGCAGCGCAUCAGCGGUAACGGAUAGCGGCUUAAUUCAUUGUUGUAAUGCGUGCUUAUGAUACUAGCUACAUGACAUGAUACAAAUAUAUAUAUAUAUAUAUGAUUAUAUAUAUUCUUUUUACUAGGAUGUACUUUUCAAAUUGUAAUGAUGAUGAUGGAAAUAAAACUAUUAUUUGAAAAA
Messenger RNA from Toxorhynchites rutilus septentrionalis, 3609 nucleotides. RefSeq names its product LIM domain-containing protein jub (gene jub). Gene Ontology annotation, molecular function: transcription corepressor activity. Gene Ontology annotation, biological process: negative regulation of hippo signaling; regulation of DNA-templated transcription; positive regulation of miRNA-mediated gene silencing. Gene Ontology annotation, cellular component: adherens junction; transcription regulator complex; P-body. The record is from RefSeq and is a predicted model, not a curated record. The coding region runs from base 680 to 3013 and encodes 777 amino acids. Lineage: Eukaryota; Metazoa; Arthropoda; Insecta; Diptera; Culicidae. The transcript is spliced from 6 exons.